Molecule: messenger RNA, 2085 nt
Organism: Carya illinoinensis
Lineage: Eukaryota; Viridiplantae; Streptophyta; Magnoliopsida; Fagales; Juglandaceae
Exons: 5
Coding region: 1054-1500 (148 amino acids)
Source: RefSeq, a predicted model, not a curated record
CCUUUCCUUACAAAAACUUUUCUUUGUCUCUCCUUUACGAUCAUUGUGCUUCAUUUAUAAGAGCAAACUCAAGAGUAUGUGAUCGUAAUGUCAAAGCACCAAACUUGAAAAGAAAACAUCACCCAUUUCUAUCCUAAUGAAAUGCUCAACAGCAGGAACAAAAAAUUGUCUUAACUCACUCGUUGCAUCAUUUCUCCAGACCUCAGGCGUCAAUUGAUCAAGGGGCAACCAUGAUCCGCACAUAAACUUGGUUGACGUCCCGCUGACCAGUUGAGGUGAUUCUCCUCCCACCUUUUGGGUCAACAUCAAUAAUGUUCAUAUUAAGCAACUACUCUUGCAGAAAUGGAAAGGGCGACUUCCAGAGCUCGGGAGGGGAGAGAUUUAGUUCGAGAGGGAAGGAGAGUUUGAUCCUCUGCUGUGCGUCCAAACCAAACUCUUGAGUAACCCAUUACAUGGUAGGUGUUUAGCCGUCUCCAAUAAAACCAACUUAUAAGAGACACCGGCCAGAAACGUUUUGCUUCUCCUUCAAAAUAUAUUUAUGAUUCUCUUAAAAUUCAUAUAUAAGACUCGUAUUUGAUGCAAAAUAUGUAAAAGCUAUAUCCAAUGUCAACUGGCGAAAAAUAUAUAUCUCUUUUAAGCCUAUCGAUGGAUGAACAGGAAUGAGCAGUGAUUUUAUCCCGCUUAUGCCAUUCUCUGUUCCCUUUUCCUUCCGAGUUCCCUCCCUCAAGUCUCAACUCGAACCCUCUCUUUUCUCUCUGUCUCCACCUCAAGGCCCUUGCCACCGUCAGCAACCGCGAAGCACACCGAAUAGGAGGGUUUUGUCGUCCCUCGCUGUCUGAUGCCUCUUUCUCCAACAAAAACCAAAGCCCAUAGAGAGAGAGAGAAUGUGAGGCUUCCGAAUUUAUUCCUAGGGCUCGACGGAAACCACCUCUCCACGGUUGACGGCAGCCAGCUUGACGGAAACUCUGCUCAGAGGCUUCUGAUUCUUCACCUAGGGUUCUUCACGAUCGACGGAAACCACCUUCGGAAUCUUCACCGACGACAUCUUUGCCUAUGGUUUCUUUCUCAGCACGCCAUUUCUGCUUUCGAAUGUAUUUCUUGGGUUCGAUGGAAAGCACCUCUUCACAAUCGACGACGGCUAGCUCGACGAAAACUCUGCUCAGAGGCUUCGGAAUUUUUACCGAUGGAAUCUUCGCCUUGGGUUUUGGCAGCCGCGGAGCGCGCAAAACAGUAGCCUUCCUUCAAGCAGCAGCAGCUUUCUCUCGGUUUCUCCUAUGCUUCCCUCCUUCAAACCACCAAAUAUUUUUACCCAACUCACAAGCUUGGCGAAGGUGGCUUUGGACCCGUAUAAAAGGAGAAGCUUUUGAAGGGAAUGAAGAGGACAAGGCACUUCUGGGGUUGCUUGAUGAGUUGAAAGAUCAGGUGGCAUCGGAAAGUAGCAUACCUCUGUCACCCCAGUGGCUUUUUGCCAAACCAACUGAGCCUAAGAUGGUAUUGUGACACGUGAUGAAAUAAUUGGCUUGUACUGGGGUUUUGUUCCCAAUGCUUUAAAAACCCUACCAAGUAGCAGGUUUGGAUUAAUAGCAGUUUCAUUUCAUAUAGAAUGUGACCUUGGAUUUUUUUCUUGUAUUGAUUGGUUAGUACAGUAGUAUAAUUUGUGCAGUCACUUUUAAAAAUUCCAACCAUGCUUCUUGCAUAAUUGAGUGAUUCUUAAAUCUUUGGUCUCUUUCUUUUCUUUUUCUCAAGCAAACGAAUAGAAUUUUAUCAUUAUCAUUUUUCCCACAGUUUGUACAUGAUAAAUCAUUUGAGAGAUGAAUUUUUGUGGCAGUAAGGAAAUAGGAUGCCGAUUCUGUCUGUGGAAAUCAUUUUCCAUCAAGAUACCAGCUCCUUAUGUUGAUUAACUAUGAUCUGUCAAGACUUUAGCUUGCACUGAUACCUUGUUUGAAGGUUCUGUUUUGUUAUUCAAUCAAUUAUGCUCAUUUUGAACUCUUCCCAUUUCUUGUAGUAAUAACAUAAUUGAAGAUGAACUGAUGACUACUGCAUAAUGCGCAUGGAAAUGAUCUACCUGCAAUGUACUGAAAUGAA